AUGCACUUUGAUAAACUGAGAGAUAUUUGGGAGGAUCUGCGCACACGCUUAUCACAGAGGGAUGCACAACGCAUUUCUAGCCUACAAAGUGAGAUCCACAACCUUAAGCAGGGAACUCUCUCUGUUAACGAGUAUUACACUAAGAGCAGAACCUUGUGGGAGCAAAUGAACAACAUGAGGCCAAUUCCUCUCUGCAAAUGCACUCCAAAAUGCUCAUGUGAUCUCGUAGAAGUCAUCAGAAAUGAGAGAGAGUUGGAUCAGGUAAUUCUCUUUUUGAAAGGAUUAAAUGGAGAUUAUGAUAGCUUGAAGUCCAGUGUACUUGUUUUAGAUCCUCUGCCAGAAGUUUAUAAAGUUUUUGUUAUGGCUGAAAAAUUGGAGAGACAAGUUGCUUUGAGAAAUCUGAAUCUAGGUAAUUUUGAUCUGAAUCAAUCCAAUGCAAUUCAAAGUAAUUUGAGUGAGGAGAUUAUUGCUGCAUCCUCAUACAAUGGCAGAAAGUUCAAUGGUGCAAAAGCAAAAUGUACCUAUUGUGGCAUGUCUGGACACACAGUGGAUAGGUGCUAUAAGAAACAUGGAUUCCUUUCCGGUUGGAUUCAAGGCUACAAAACUAAGAAUAAACAGCCAGUUACAACAUCAUUCUUGAACAAUUCAGAUCUGGGAAUAACAUCUGAGCAAUUACAGAAACUUAUCUCAGCUUUUCAGACUCAACAAACACAACCAUCCGGACCAUCUAGUUCAAAUGUGACUUCUGCUAUUGCUUUAACUCCUAAGUUUGAUGAGCUACACACAGACAGUGAAGACAAUUUCUCUAUUAACUCCUUUUCUUUAAGUUCUCACACUUGGAUCCUUGAUUCGGGAGCCACAAAUAACAUAGUGUGCUCCCUUGAUUGUCUUACCAAUUAUCACAUGGUGGAUGAGGUUAAAGUGAACCUCCCUACUGGCCAAUGUAUAUCAGUUGAACAUAUAGGGGAUGCCAAGCUAAGUGAGAAUCUAUGCCUAAAGGAAGCACUGCAUAUCCCAUCUUUCAAGUUUAAUAUUGUUUCUGUGAGUAAAUUGAUUGAGGAUGCUGCAUAUACACUGACUUUCAUGUCCAAACAAUGCACAAUUCAGGGGAUUCAUGGGCAGAUAGUUGGUUUAGCUAAAGAAGAAAAUGGCCUAUACAUAUGGGUGGAACCAAAGUCACAAAAUAAGUGCUAUGUUAUGCAGUGCACUAGUCCGGAGCUUUGGCAUCAAAGGCUGGGGCAUUUCUCAACCAACAAGCUCCACCUCCUUUGUGAUAUUUAUAGAUCAAAAGUUAAAAAUAUAGCAUGUGAUGUGUGCCAUAUAUCUAGCUAA
Messenger RNA from Ipomoea nil (Japanese morning glory), 1332 nucleotides. RefSeq lists its product as uncharacterized. The record is from RefSeq and is a predicted model, not a curated record. Bases 1 to 1332 code for a protein of 443 amino acids. NCBI's taxonomy places the organism in Eukaryota, Viridiplantae, Streptophyta, Magnoliopsida, Solanales, Convolvulaceae. The transcript has a single exon.